AUGAAUGCAUUCCAGCCAUGGCUACCUUGCAUCUUUUUCAUCCUACUGAUGAAGCUGUCCAAUCAGCUUGAAGACAACAAGAUUCCUAGUCUGUGCUCCGGACAGCCUGGUAUUCCGGGCUCUCCUGGGGUGCACGGCAGUCCUGGUCAGCCUGGGAGAGAUGGGCGAGAUGGGAGAGAUAGUGCACCUGGAGAGAAGGGUGAAAAAGGAGUGAGGGGGGAACCAGGGGUGUCCGGUGAGAGGGGUGCUGCAGGCGACCGGGGGGAUCCAGGAGUGAGAGGGGAGAAGGGGCAGCCGGGGGAAUGUGCUGUCGCCCCAAAAUCUGCCUUCAGUGCAAAGAUGUCUGAGGGGCGUAGCACGCAAAUCGUGGGCGAGGCGGUGUGCUUUGAUCAGGUGCUGCUGAACGAACAGGGGGAUUACAAUGCCGAAACCGGGCGCUUCACCUGCAGGGUGCCCGGCGUGUACUACUUCACCGUCCAUGCCACCGUGUACCGCACCAGCCUGCAGUUCGAUCUGGUGAAGAACGGCCACACGGUCGCCUCCUACUUCCAGUUUUAUGGGAACUGGCCCAAGCCGGCUUCUCUGUCUGGGGGCUCCCUGCUGCAUCUGGUGCCAGGGGACACAGUCUGGAUGCAGAUGGCCUUAAGUGAAUACAACGGCCUCUACUCCAGCCCCAAAACCGACAGCACGUUCACUGGCUUCCUCAUUUACUCAGACUGGAAGAACUCGGCUGUCUUCGUUGAACCUGCUGGAGAUAUCCCGCGGAUCAGAGCCGGUCCUGACCUCCCUGGAGCCCUAAGCAAAAUUCUGCUAAGGGGCCCUCCUACCUGACCCGUGAGCCAUGUAAACUAUUUUCCAUUGCCACACAGUCCCACCUGACACCCCAGUGCUCCCACUACAGUCCUCUCUCCUUUAAAACAGUUUGCUCUAUCUGUCAGUCUAAGAAUAAGAAUAUUUAAUCAGUAGUCAAUGUCAAUCCAUUGCUUUCCAUCUUCCAUUAGUCCAGAGUUGUAACUGAACCUUGACUGAGAGACUAGAUAAUCAUUGUCUUGUUUUAAAAUUAUGUGCGCCUAUGAGGAGUGCUAUCACGCCCAUAUAUUGUCUGGACUGAACCCCACAGAGGUUGCUGCUGGAAAGCGCGAGUUUAAUUUCGUGCAUGCGCAUAUGUACGCAUGUUCACGCGCAAUGCGGUUAUCUUUUCUGAGCUGCAGUUUAUAAACACAGUUGCCCGUUGGCGUUUAUCAGACGUAAUAAUGAAGCAUUAUAAAACGGGUAGCUCAAUUCAAGCAAUCUGAUUGGUUCAUAGCCGUGGUAUAUUAACCAUACCACGUAUGACGUCUAAUUCCUUUGCACAAUUCAGUAUCACUCUGCGUCUGAGGGAAAAAAAAACGUUUUAAAAAAUCUAAAUCUAAAUUGGAGUGUGUCUAUUACUUUCAUAUUUCCAUACUUGGUGACCGUUUUAUAAAAGCAACAGCUCACUUCAAGCCGUAAUUAAUUAAUUAUAAAGGGACAGCUUUUGUUACCCUCCUCUUUUCAAUGUCCAAUUUCGCGAUUGAUGGCAAUGUUGAAUCACGUUUGUAGGCCAGUUACUGGCUUCAUUUAGGAAUGCCAACCAUACCGCAAAAUACACAAUCGUCCUUUAUUUUUACAGUAGAAUAGACGUUCCGUAUUUAAGUCAUGGCUACGGGGCGCAUUUUAUCUUUGUAAACGAUUGCAUUAAAUAUUAACCGCUACUUUGAAUACAAUUAAUAGUUACCUAGCCGGGAUAACAAUCAUGCCGUAAGACCAUUCUGACCUAAAACCCAGAAUUUUAAUAUAGGCUAGGUGACAACACUGACAAGUGACGGUGAACCUAAGAUAGCUGGCAUUCAAACCCGGUUUCAGAGGGUCUUGGAGAAACGCUAUGUCUACACUGCGAGACCGCAACAUUUUAAAAAGGAAGACAGGGGGAGAUUCAUUUGAUUGAGUUAUGGUUUCAUGCAGUUUUCCUAAAUAAUGCAAUGCAAAAAUUACAAAAAGCUAAUUGUAGGCUAUGGUAUGAAACGAGAAGGAACUAUUUUUCUCGACAGAAUUGUUGUUUUCAUAGAAUUAACAACCAGAGUUUUUCCAUAACAACGGUCCAAAUAAACUAUCAUCGACAGUUUUGCUUAACAAAGGUAAAAUAAUACGGGACAUCCCGUCGUGGUUUAUUCCUUACGUAUUUCACUCUCACUAUUGUCAGGCACAGAGUCACAGAACACAGCCCUGUAAGUGGCUAGCAAGCAAGCAAGCAAUACACAGACAGACCAGAUGCACUGCCCAGCUAUAGGUUAUCAAGACAGACAGAGAGAGAUGCACAGCAAGCUAGCACAUCAACUUAACGUUACUGUUAUUUUCUGACAUCAAACUUGGAGAGGAGAGAACGCAAGUUUACCUGAUUGCUGUUCCUGCAAUUCACUCUCAUGGUGUGUUUUUUUUUUUUUUUCGUGACCAGAAGGAUAGUUUCGCGUCAUCCUCUCAUCUAAGUUGUAAACAUUGAUACCCGCUUGGACACGAGGGGGAGGCGGGGCCCUUGCGUAAUUUGCGGGUCCCUACGCAAUUUGCAUAGUGAGCGUAUAGGGCCGCCCGGCUCUGUCCCUUAGCUACAUCCACGGAUGCAGAAUGUCGUAGCUUGUGUUGUUUCUAUUAUUGGCUAAUAGUUUCUUGAAAGUGCGUACGCGCAUUUUCCAAGACACCUUCAGUUUGAUGUCAUCGGACGAGGACUUUUUUUGAGGCUGGAUCUGGGCUAGAUGGCAGAUGUGGUGUAAAGUUCUGAAGUUGCAGGGACUGUGUUUGCCCAGCGCUGCCGGGGCGAGCGGAAUGUCACUGUAACCGAUCAGGAUGUUUGCUCAGCGGCGAAGAUGCUAUGGCCCUCUCUCGCAUUGGAACUACACUCUGCAGUUCCUGUGGAAAGCUAAAGGGAAAAGAAUCAAAGCAAUCUUCUCACGCCAAGUAUUUCCAUUAAAUGACGUAAAGUUUCCCCUCGCAGUAAUUCAGUACGAUUUUCAGAUAAACCAUUCAAUUGGUUUAUUUUUUGGUUUGUAAUUUCACACAGUCCUGUAACUGUGGGCUAGAGAACAUCGAAGCUUAUUUUGAGGUAAAACUAGACUUUUUUGCAAGUAGGCUAUGACUGUGUGGCUCAUCACACGAUGUUGUGCAGCAGUAUCGUGUAGUAUGCUAUUUAUAGACACAAUUACAGUGCAGGGUACUAUUGACAUAACGUGUAUCCUGAAAGUUGGCCAUCGGGAUUGAAUGUUCUGUAGUUACAUGUGGACUGCAGGAAACGGUUAUUGGGUUACUUGGUAAUGUAGUAGAGUUGCGUUCGUGCAGACAAUGCUCUUGGUACGUGGGUGAGGUGUUGGAGCGAUAAUUCGACAAGCACAAGUGAUAGGGUAUACACCAUUAUCAAAAUACAUUGUUAUUCACGAGAAAAGGCAGGAACUACAGAUUGAAUGUAGUUCAGAAUUAUACCGCAGGGGAGCGCCAGACGCCCACUACUCCCGCAGUAUUUCAGCGUAGUGAGCUAUAACUUAUUUUGGGAACUGUGAUUGUCUGUUCUGCCUCUAAAUUGUCCAGCCAUCAGAAUCCAAUAGUAAACUGCGGAUGGUUCAUAAAACAAUUUUUUUUUAAGAAUAUCAGCUGCAGAAAGAGGUCUCUUUUGACUAGGAUCUGUUUAAUUGAGGAAAACUAUGAACAACCUAUUAUUUAAUGCACUUUAUUAAUGUGCAUCCUUACACACACACACCACUAUGUCUUCAUUUUGAAGUUCUGUGUCUAUUCUGUAUCGUUCUUGUGAUUCUCUGGGGGUCUAGGAGUGUGCUAAUUAAUCCGUUCAUCUGUGGUGCCGGGGUGCAGCUAGGAAUUCUGAGCCCCGUUUUUCCUCCUCUGUUGGUGUCAAAACAUUCAGACUGUUCCCUCUGCUUGAAUCCCUUCUCACACCCCCGCCAAAGUGUGCCGUCUUAACACACGACUCCACAUACGGCUGUGUUUCUGAUGGGCGGGGUCAAUGGGGACAUUCUGCAAUGGAUGGAAAACUGAGAACGAAGACAGCUAAGAGCAGAAUCUCCCUAGAAAGAAAAAAAAAAAACAUCUGAGAUACUGAAAAAAGAGAUGGAGAGAGAAAAAAAGAGAUGGAGAGAGGUUUUGAGUUGUGUGAGUUUCCCACAGUCUCCUGUACCAGGGUUGACGGGUCAGAGGCCAUUUCUCAGGGGGCAUGUUUUUCCUCUUCUACCCACAAUUCUCUCAGCUCAGAGGCUUUAUAUGGUUUCAGAUAUCCCAGCGUGGUCCUGGAGGAUUUAACGGGAACAAAUAAAUAAUCAAGACAUUCCUCUGAUUGAGUUGCCAGAUAUUGCACUGCUGAGAGAUCCCUCUGUCAUCUUUCUUUGCGUGACUUUGCAACUGGCGUCACGAAUGCCUGAGACUUUUGAGCAUAUGCUUUUAAAAAAUCUUUUUGCCGGCUCAAUGUAGAUCCGCCUCAUUAAAACAUGCAUUUCACCGAC
This is a messenger RNA of Anguilla rostrata (American eel), 4517 nucleotides long. It is a transcript of the gene c1qtnf5, whose product is annotated as C1q and TNF related 5. The record is from RefSeq and is a predicted model, not a curated record. Gene Ontology annotation, molecular function: protein binding. Lineage: Eukaryota; Metazoa; Chordata; Actinopteri; Anguilliformes; Anguillidae. The transcript is spliced from 3 exons. The coding region runs from base 1 to 831 and encodes 276 amino acids.